Ilex paraguariensis (yerba mate) is the source of this 2027-nucleotide messenger RNA. NCBI's taxonomy places the organism in Eukaryota, Viridiplantae, Streptophyta, Magnoliopsida, Aquifoliales, Aquifoliaceae. The record is from the annotation of a GenBank genome assembly.
AUGGCUGGUCCGUGGAGGAGCCCCGCGUCGUUGAUGGUCAUAGGAAUCGUCGUGUUCGGAUGCUUAUUUGCAAUUUCUAUUGCGAAAGAGGAAGCCACAAAAUUGGGAACAGUUAUUGGGAUAGACCUUGGUACGACGUAUUCAUGUGUUGGUGUUUACAAGAAUGGGCAUGUUGAGAUCAUAGCUAAUGACCAAGGUAACCGGAUUACCCCAUCAUGGGUGGCCUUCACUGAUAGUGAGAGAUUAAUCGGCGAGGCAGCAAAGAAUCAGGCAGCGGUUAAUGCCGAGAGAACCAUCUUCGAUGUCAAGAGACUUAUUGGGAGAAAAUUUGACGACAAAGAGGUUCAAAAGGACAUGAAGCUUGUUCCCUACAAGAUUGUGAAUAAGGAUGGGAAGCCUUACAUACAAGUACAGAUUAAAGAUGGGGAGACCAAGAUCUUCAGUCCAGAGGAGAUUAGCGCCAUGAUUCUCACAAAGAUGAAGGAGACAGCUGAAGCAUAUCUUGGAAAGAAAAUCAAAGAUGCAGUCGUAACUGUUCCUGCUUACUUUAAUGAUGCCCAGAGGCAGGCUACCAAGGAUGCUGGUGUAAUUGCUGGACUGAAUGUUGCAAGAAUUAUUAAUGAACCAACUGCAGCAGCCAUUGCCUAUGGGUUGGACAAGAAAGGCGGCGAGAAAAACAUCCUUGUCUUUGAUCUUGGUGGUGGUACAUUUGAUGUCAGUAUCUUGACCAUCGACAAUGGUGUGUUUGAGGUUCUUGCCACAAAUGGAGACACUCAUCUGGGAGGUGAGGACUUUGAUCAGAGAAUCAUGGAAUACUUUAUUAAAUUGAUCAAGAAGAAACAUGGAAAGGACAUUAGUAAGGACAACAGAGCUCUUGGGAAGCUGAGGAGAGAAAGUGAACGAGCCAAAAGAGCUUUGAGUAGUCAGCAUCAAGUGCGUGUAGAGAUUGAAUCUCUUUUUGAUGGUGUGGAUUUCUCUGAACCACUCACUCGGGCUCGUUUUGAAGAGUUGAACAAUGAUCUAUUUAGAAAGACCAUGGGGCCUGUUAAGAAGGCCAUGGAGGACGCUGGAUUGGAGAAGCGUCAGAUUGAUGAAAUUGUUCUUGUUGGUGGAAGCACAAGGAUUCCCAAGGUUCAACAGCUCCUAAAGGACUUUUUUGAUGGGAAGGAGCCGAACAAGGGUGUGAACCCCGAUGAGGCAGUUGCUUUUGGUGCUGCUGUACAAGGAGGCAUAUUGAGUGGAGAAGGUGGUGAUGAAACCAAAGAUAUCCUCCUUUUGGAUGUGGCCCCGCUUACUCUUGGUAUUGAAACCGUUGGUGGUGUGAUGACCAAGCUGAUCCCUAGAAACACCGUCAUUCCGACCAAAAAAUCUCAAGUUUUCACCACUUACCAAGACCAACAGACAAUUGUUUCUAUUCAGGUCUUUGAAGGAGAACGGAGCCUGACAAAGGACUGCAGGCUGCUUGGGAAGUUUGAUUUAACUGGGAUAGCUCCAGCUCCAAGAGGAACCCCUCAGAUUGAAGUAACAUUUGAGGUUGAUGCCAAUGGUAUCCUAAAUGUCAAGGCCGAAGACAAGGCCUCGGGCAAAUCUGAGAAGAUUACAAUCACCAACGACAAGGGUCGACUGAGUCAGGAGGAGAUUGAACGCAUGGUUCGGGAAGCUGAGGAGUUCGCUGAGGAAGACAAGAAGGUGAAAGAGAAAAUUGACGCCAGAAAUAGCUUGGAGACUUAUGUGUACAACAUGAAGACCCAGGUGAAUGACAAGGAUAAGCUUGCUGACAAAUUAGAGUCUGACGAGAAGGAGAAGAUUGAGACAGCAGUUAAGGAGUCCCUUGAAUGGUUGGAUGACAAUCAGAAUGCUGAGAAGGAGGAUUAUGAGGAAAAGCUGAAGGAAGUGGAGUCUGUGUGCAACCCAAUUAUCACCGCUGUUUAUCAGAGGUCUGGCGGAGCCCCUGGCGGUGGAUCAGGAGAGGAAGACGAUGAUUCAAACGACGAGCUGUAGAAGGAUAACAAGUCACUCUCAAUUUG